CCUAUAUACAUUAUAGACAAAAUUUUAGCUAAAACCAAAGUUUGUUCUAUCAGUGAUUUUAAAUCCAUCCUAAUAGCACCAGCGUAAUUCCUACAACAUUUUUUUAAUUAAAAAAAAAAAGAAAAAAAAAAGAGAGACAAAAAGAAAAGCAGUCCCCAAGUCGAAAAUACAUAUUGUGAAACAGAAAUCCGCCCAAAUCUUUGCCCAUUCACAGCAACCAUCUUAUCCUCGAUUCACAGAGAAUCUAUCUCAUGGAUCCGGAGGCAGCACGUACAGCACGUGAUUCUCUGGAACUUGUAUUUCAUAUGUCGAACAUUCUGGACACUGGCCUCGAUCGUCAUACUCUUUCUGUUCUCAUUUCCCUUUGCGAUUUGGGUCUUAACCCUGAAGCAUUGGCUGCUGUCAUUAAGGAACUUCGACAACAAAAACCCUCUUCUUCUCCUUCACUGCCUUAGCCAGGGAAGAGCUAUUGAAGCAAUGAACUGUAGCACAUUAGUUACAAUAGACCGAGGCAAGUCCUGGAAGUAGCAUUGAGUCAUAGUUCAGGUAUUGUCUCAUUUUAAGAAUCACUGUCAUUCAUUGACAAACAUUUUAAAUUUCUCCUGCCUAGAUCGACCUACUUCCAAGUUCCAAUCUUGCGCUCUCUUGAUUACCCCGUAGGCUUUGAACUAGCUAGUGACUAAGGCAUGAUAUGCAAAUGUAUUCUUCCAGUACUGUCAAAUAGGACAUCACUGUUGUUUCUAUUCUCAUUGUUGUCUCGCAGCCUGAUCUGAAUCUUUCGAUCAAAAAUACUUGAAGGUAUUCCUCUGCUUCCUUGGAUUCCUAUAAAAACCUAGCUCUUAUCAUCAACAAAAAAU
This is a messenger RNA of Lycium barbarum (goji berry), 857 nucleotides long. Its product is annotated as mitotic-spindle organizing protein 1B-like. Gene Ontology annotation, cellular component: gamma-tubulin ring complex; interphase microtubule organizing center; spindle. Bases 252 to 455 code for a protein of 67 amino acids. The record is from RefSeq and is a predicted model, not a curated record. Lineage: Eukaryota; Viridiplantae; Streptophyta; Magnoliopsida; Solanales; Solanaceae. The transcript has 3 exons. Gene Ontology annotation, biological process: gamma-tubulin complex localization; mitotic spindle assembly; microtubule nucleation by interphase microtubule organizing center.